AUGCACAGCUCAUCAGCAGCCUUCCUUCUCGCCCUGCUGGGCACGGCGAGUUGUUCACCUGUCACGAUCCAACCCCGCCAGGCCGACUUCUCGGGCAGUCAGCAAGAUGGACUCGCCGCUGGGUGCAAGUCCAUGAUCGUCAUCUUCGCUCGCGGCACGACCGAGGGAGGCAACGUCGGUACUAUUGCUGGUCCGCCAUUCUUCCAGUCCCUGUCAACCCAGGUCGGCGGCAAUCUCGCCGUACAGGGUGUCGAGUAUCCCGCCGAUAUCCCCGGCUUCUUGGCCGGAGGCGACGCCAACGGAUCUCAGAUGAUGGCCACCCUCACAGAGCAGGCCAUCACCAACUGUCCGAACUCGGCCGUCAUCAUAUCUGGCUACUCCCAGGGUGGACAGCUCGUCCACAACGCUGCUGCCAUGAUGCCAGCCGACAUGGUGGCCAAGGUUGCCGGUGCCGUCAUCUUUGGCGACCCACUCAACGGACAGGCCGUCCAGGGCGUGGAUCCAUCCAAGACAAAGGUCAUCUGCCACGACGGCGACAACAUUUGCGAGGGCGGCAACCAGAUCAGACGCGCUCACCUGACGUACGGCAACGACGCCGAUGAUGCCGCCACCUUUGCCGCCUCGAUGAUGCCGGCUGCUGCGGCCCCUGCUGCGGCUUGA
This is a messenger RNA of Colletotrichum orchidophilum, 660 nucleotides long. Its product is annotated as cutinase. Gene Ontology annotation, cellular component: extracellular region. NCBI's taxonomy places the organism in Eukaryota, Fungi, Ascomycota, Sordariomycetes, Glomerellales, Glomerellaceae. The coding region runs from base 1 to 660 and encodes 219 amino acids. Gene Ontology annotation, biological process: carbohydrate catabolic process. The transcript has 2 exons. The record is from RefSeq and is a predicted model, not a curated record. Gene Ontology annotation, molecular function: cutinase activity.